AAGGGAUAAAAGAAAAUGCUCGCGAACACCAAAAUGUUGAAGCUCCUUGGCAGAUUCCCAUAUUCACUCCUCAAGCAAAGCCCUUAUCGGGCCUUGGGGGUUUCGUCGUACUCCACCCGAACCCAGCCCGGCUCGCCGGACACUCUGUAUCGGCGUCUCCAGAUAUGCCAGGAACAAAGGGGUCCGCUUACUCCGAUUCUCGACAAAUGGGUCGUCGAGGGCCGGCCGGUGGAUUACAGCGAGCUCAAGAGAUUCAUCAAAACUUGCAGAAAAAUCCGCCGCUUCAAGCCCGCCCUCGAGCUCUCCGAAUGGUUGAUCGAGAUGAAAUACUCCGAUUCCAGACCAGGCCUCGCCGGGCUCCACCUAGACCUCAUCUCCAAGGUCCAUGGGCUGGCCCAAGCCCAACAAUAUUUCGACACACUCAACCCAACCCAACUCGUUCCCUCAAUCCACGGCGCCCUCCUUCACUGCUACGCGGAUGCCAACGACAUCAGCAAAGCCGAGGCCAUCUUUACCCAAAUCCAAACCCUCCACUCCCCUUCAAACCUCGACUACAACUCGAUGCUCAGCCUCUACUCCCGAACAGGAAACCACAAAAAGCUCGACUCGUUAGCUCGUGAAAUGGAGGACAAAGGCAUCGAGCUUGACGAGUUCACUUACAACAUCCGUCUCAACUCUCACGCCACGAAUUCCGAAUUGCGAAAGAUGGAAAGCUUGCUGAUGAAAAUGGAGCUCGACCCUCACGUGACCGUGAACUGCCACGCGUACAUAACGGCCGCGAAAGGGUACAUCAAGGCCGGCCUCCCGGAGAAGGCCCUGAAAGCGCUCGGGAAAGCCGAGCACUCGGUUAGAAGUAAGGAGAGGCAAACGGCUUACGGCGUGUUGAUAACUGUUUACGCGGCUAUGGGGGAACGGGAGCACGUUUAUCGAGUGUGGGCCCGUUUGAAAAGGGACGAGCGGAUAACAUAUUACAGAGGGUACGGGUGCAUGAUAGCCUCGCUGGAGAAGCUCGGGGAUUUCGAGGGGUUGGGAAGAAUUUUCGAGCAGUGGGUGGUGGAGAAGAAGGACGAUGAUGGAGAAAGGUGGUACCUUGAUAUGCGGGUCCCGAACGCGGUUAUACGGGCUUACUGCAGGAAAGGUAUGGUGAAGGAGGCUGAGGGUGUGUUGGGCCGGGCUUUGGGGGAAGGUGCGGAAGCGAGUGCGAGCACGUGGAGCCACAUGGCGCACGGGUAUUGGAGGAGUGGGGAGAUGGAGAGGGCGGUGGAGAUGACUAAACGGGCGGCCCGUUCGAGUUUUGCAGAGUGGAGGCCCGAUUUCGAGACGGUUGGGGCUUGCGUGGAGUAUUUGAGGGAGAAGGGGGAUUUGGGUGGGGUUCGGGAGAUUUUGAUGCUUUUCGAGAAGUGGGGAAAGUUUUCGGAAGGUUUGAAGGAGAGGGCUGAUCAGGGAGAUGAGGAGAUGGAAGCUGAGGAACUUGAAGCUGGAGCAAGUUGAGUUUUUUUCUUGAUUACAUAUGGAGAUUGUGGUAAUAAUAAAGUGUACAAAGAGAAAAAUGUUGAGCAUGUCCUCCUCUUCUUCUUCUUCUUCUUCCUUUGACUUGGGUCUUCUUCUUCCUUUGAAUUGGUCCGUGGUUAGCUAGAACUUGGCUACAAUUUAGCUUGAGCUAUAAAUAUUUAGAUAAAUUAAGUUUAUACUCGAGCAACUCGUUAAACACUCGAGUUUUAAACCAAAGGCUUGAGUUUGGUGUGCACCGGUCAACUCGGACUGAGUCAAAUUCGAGUUUGUAGAAAAGAGUAAGCUUGGAUCGUGUAGCAAGCUUGGAUAGAGUACAGUGCCAUGCAGCUUUGUUUUUAGGUAGCAGUUAUAACUGCUCGUCUUUCCUUUGUUUUCAUUAAACGUGUUUGCGUUUCUUUUCUGUGUGUUGCAUUUUUAGUAAAUGAGACGCGUCGUUUGGCAUGGUUUAUGUUAGUAUGAACACGAUGUCGUUUCGUCUUGACUGCAUGUAAAUAAAAGGCCCGAAGCCUGUACUUGCUAUUCAUGUUGAGCUCUAGAUUUAAUAGAGUUUGAAAUGUUGGAGCUCGACUUCGUACUCAGCAACUUCUUUAAAUAAAC
Messenger RNA from Striga asiatica, 2109 nucleotides. Lineage: Eukaryota; Viridiplantae; Streptophyta; Magnoliopsida; Lamiales; Orobanchaceae. The record is from the annotation of a GenBank genome assembly.